AUGUACUUCGCUGUCUACCAAAAAAAUUUGCGCAAACGUAAGAAAACGCGAACCUACCGAGUUCGUCGCUUGGAUUUUUAUGAUUACAGAAGUCAAAUACUGGUUAAAAACAAGUUAAAAAUUUCAUAUCUUCUUAAUAAGGAGCUCACAACAAAAAAUAAUCAUGAACGAUCUCGCAUUUUACCACUAAGUUUUUGCAAGUUACCUUUGAAACUUUAUGACAAAUCUACAAAUUCGCGUGCACGUCCCAAUGUUAAUCCACCAAAUAUCAUGGUUAGUAAAGAAUCGACCCUACCAUCAUUGUUGAGGCAUACAAAAGAUGUUCAUCAGCACAUAUCAUUGCUGUUGACAACUCCUCAUACGUUUGUUGGUCGACGUAUUUCUCUGGAUCAUCGAUGUGAAUUUCUCGUACGCUGGAUUAGCGGUUCUGGACAUAGUGUUAUCCCACCUACUUGGAUGUUCGAAGAUGAACUUAAUGUGGCAGCUCAUUUGGAAAGUAUUUUGUGA
Molecule: messenger RNA, 507 nt
Organism: Schistosoma mattheei
Lineage: Eukaryota; Metazoa; Platyhelminthes; Trematoda; Strigeidida; Schistosomatidae
Source: the annotation of a GenBank genome assembly